Molecule: messenger RNA, 1407 nt
Organism: Esox lucius (northern pike)
Lineage: Eukaryota; Metazoa; Chordata; Actinopteri; Esociformes; Esocidae
Gene: dhrs12
Product: dehydrogenase/reductase (SDR family) member 12
Exons: 10
Coding region: 158-1114 (318 amino acids)
Source: RefSeq, a predicted model, not a curated record
ACGCAAAAGGGGAGUGUCUGGUCUAUUAUGAAAUCGUAGCUAGCUAUUAGCUAGCUUAGUUAGUUAUAAAACAUUUCCCGGUACAGUUUAGAUAGCAUAGCUAUAACCACACUUAAUUAGACGUUGACAACUUAUUACUUGAUAUUUGUUUCAAAAUAUGUCAUUUUACAGAAAUGCCGUUUGGUUCGUUAAAGGACUUCAAGAAUACACAAAAAGUGGAUAUGAAGCAGCAGCUAAGCAUUUUAAUCCCGGGGACCUGGAUGUGAACCUGACUGGUAGAUCUUUUGUGAUCACUGGAGCCAACAGCGGCAUUGGAAAAGCUACUGCCAAUGAAAUAGCCAAGAGAGGAGGGACCAUCCACCUGGUGUGUCGUAACAAGGAACGGGCAGAGGAGGCGAAAAAAAACAUAAUCGAACUUAGUAAAAACCAGAAUGUCCAUGUUCAUAUUGUGGAUAUGUCCAGUGCAAGACAAGUAAUGGAAUUUGCCAUAAGCUUUGCAAAAAGCAACAGGGUACAUGUACUGAUCAACAAUGCAGGCUGUAUGGUAAACCAGAGAGAGCUGACGGAGGAAGGCAUAGAGAAAAACUUUGCAACAAACACACUUGGUACCUUCAUCCUAACCACAGCAUUAAUACCAGCUCUGAAACUGGAACAAGACCCACGAGUGAUCACAGUGUCAUCGGGAGGCAUGCUGGUCCAGAAGUUGGAUGUGGAUAAUCUGCAAUCUGAUAAGGGGACGUUUGAUGGCACUAUGGCCUAUGCCCAAAACAAAAGACAACAGGUGAUACUGACUGAGAGAUGGGCAUCCCAGCAUAAAGAGAUCCACUUUUCCUCAAUGCACCCUGGCUGGGCUGACACCCCAGCUGUUCAGUUGUCCAUGCCCGACUUCCAUGCUAAGAUGAAAAACAAGCUGCGUACAGAGGCCAUGGGGGCUGACACGGUGGUGUGGCUGGCUGUCUCAGCAGCGGCCUCCAAACAGCCUAGCGGACUCUUCUUCCAGGAUCGGAAGGCGGUGCCCACCCACCUGCCUUUGGCUUCAUCCAGGUCAUCUCCAGCUGAGGAGGAGAAGUUGCAGACAACACUGGAACAGCUCGCACUCAAGUUCAAACCUUGAGCUCUCCUACUGCGGUCAGACAUUAAUGAACAGACAGACUCACGGAGAAGUUCAUUGACAAACCCUGUGAAAAGGCCAGGAUCUUUGAGGGGGGAAAAUAAAAAAUAUAAAACUCACAAUAAAUGUUGUUUAUCACCUGGUUCUUACACUCAAAAUAUAUCCUGCUUAGAAGAGGACACAGGUGCCCCCCCCAACCCUAACCCACAUUUGUGGGGAGCAACUGUCAGAAAGUGGCACCGCUGCCUCCUCCGUUAACCCUUGUGCCCUCCUCAAAUUUACUACCCUCUAGACAC